AUGCCCGCCACGCCUCUGUUCCACCCGAAGAACGAGUCGUCCAAGGGGACGGGCAGGCUCGGCCGCCUCACGAAACGAGAGGCAGCUUCUCUGGCUUCUCUCAAGCAGCUGGCGCGCAAGCAAGGCUUGUCCUUGGGGCUUGUGCGCGGGCCGGGCGAGCAAAACGAUGUAUGCCUGCUACGGUUCCUGCGGGCGCAGCGGUUUGAAGAGAAGAGGGCGCUAGCCUCCCUCGUCUCCUGUGUGGAAUGGGGGGCAAGCGUGGGCCUUUCGGGCCUGCGUGGACACCCCGGCGGGGGUGCGGCGGAGGGCCAGGAGGGGUCAGCGCCGUCGCCGCUGCCGGCCGCCGAGGGCCUCGUCUGCCUCGGUUCGGGUUUCGACAGGCUUGGCAGGCCGCUGGUCGUCGUAAGGCUCGGGGGCCUUACCCACUCGCUGGUGGAGGCGUGCGGGAAGAAAGCGUUGCUGAGGUACUUCAUCUGGAGCGUGGAGCGGGUGCUCGAACGGGUCGCCUCGUCCAUGCUCUCGACGCAGUUCAUCAUCGAAGGGAGCACCGUUGUUUGCGACGCCAGGGGCUGGGACCAGGACAACGCGAGCGACAGCGUUCUCUCUCUCUUGCAAGACGCCGCCGCCAUCGGCCUUUCCCGCUACCCCGAGCGUCUCGGCCAGCUCUUCGUGGUGAACGUGCCAGCGGCGGACCGCGCCUCCGGCGGCAGCACCGGCGGCGGCGGCGGCGGCCUGAUGCUCGCCGCCCGCGCGCUCGGGCUGGGGGCGGCUCUCGAGGCGGGGAAGCUGAGGGUGCUGCCCGGGGAGCUGCCGAAGUGGGCCCCGGAGCUGCUCAAGGCUAUCCCUCCAGAACACCUCCCAGUGGAGUACGGCGGCACGGCGCCCGCCUUGCCCCGAUGGCCCGUCUUGCCGCAACCCUCUACAGCCGAUGCUGCUCCGGUGGGCCGACCGGCGGGGGCUACUAGCCCCCUCGCCGGCAUCCGAGCAGUACCCGGAGCCCCUGACCCUUGCUCCGCCGGAACCGGUGCCAAGCGGGGGUCGGGCUCACCCGACCGGGGGAACGGGAAUCGUGCGACAGCAGGAAGCGGCGUACUCCAACCUCUCCUCUCCCUAGCGAAUGGAGGAGCGAGGCCGGGGCGUACGUCUUACACGAUCGGGGGCGUGGACGCGAUCGCGCUCCUGCUCAUCCUGUGGGCGCUGCACCGGGAGAGCCCGCGCCUCGGGGAGACGGCCAUGCUUGGCCUGGCGGUCGCCCUCCUUGCGAGGGAGUGCGUCGGGGGCGCGGCCACCCUCCCCUCCGCGAAUCGCCGGGUGCCGCUCCUGCACGACCCUCGCGCCCUCGUCGCCGCUGCCGCCGCCGCCGUCGGCGCCGCCGCCUCGCGAAGCAGUAAUGUCGCUGGCACCGGGGUGGUGGCCGAGGGAGAGGGUUUCCAAGGAGGAGGCGUUUCCGGACCCAGGGACGGGGACGGGGGGUGGGAGGGAGUGAGCCUGCUCGGCGGGGAGGUGGAGGUGGUGAGGGUCGUGGGGAGGGGGAAGAGCGGCUUCGACCGGUUCUGCGUGAGGGUGGUGGAGGUGGCGUCCCAGUCCCAAAGGCAGGCUGGCGUAGUCGGCGCUACCGCGCCCACUAGCCGGCGGGAAUGGGUGGCCUGGCGGCGGCUGACGGAAUUCGUAGCUCUCAGGGUUUCCCUCAUGGAGGCCGGGUGCCCGGCCGCCGAGGGGGGCGACCGCGACACCCGGAUGUGGCAACUCCCCCCGGCGGUUCCCUUCGGGCUGCUGAUGCAAAGGCUCGAGGCGUGGUUGCGGAGGCUCCUGCGGGAUCCCGAGGCUGUCAAGAGAGAGGAGCUCCGACGAUUCCUCCUGGACGCCCCCCGCACAACAACCGCCGAGAACGUCGCCGCCGCCGCCACCACCACCACCACCACCGCCGCCGCCUCGAGCUCCCUCCCGGCAUGCCAGGACCCGGCCAUCGCCACAAACGCCGCCGGGACUGCUGCUGCUGCUGGCGCUGCCGCUAGCGGUGCCGCCAAUAGCAAUGCCACGUCGAGGAGGAGGACGGCACCGACGGUGCUGUCGACCGUGCACGAGCCAUUGUCGCCGAUCUCGGCGGCGGCGGCGGCGGCACCUGCUGGCAGCGGUGGCUUGUUGUGCCCGGAAGCGGGGGGGGGUCCCGCAGAGGAGGAGGUGGGGGGGGGGGAUGACAGCGCGGAGGCUCGGGUUAUUCCUAGCCUUCGACCCGAGCUGAAGACCAUGUUCCGAGACCCCGGAGAGUGCCAUGCCCUCAGAGUGCCCAAACACGAGCACAACCAGUGGCUUCGCCGCGCCAACCGCGCCUCCGCAACGACAUCAUCAUCGUCAUCAUCGUCAUCAUCGGCGCAAUUCGUGUCCCCUGCGAGCACCACGACGUCGCCAACUCUCUCGAGGCCACCCUCCAACGAAGGGAUGGGGGGCGCCGCAGCCGGGGGCGGGGGGGGGAGGGGUGCCCGCCCGCCGCCGUGGGCGGCGGCGGGUAGUGACGGGGGCGGGGCCGAUGUCUCCGGGAACGGUGCGGGGACGAGUCCGACGUUUCCUGUCACGCCUCCUGGUACGGUUACCGGCGCGCGGGUAGUUUCGCCGCGUGGUGAUUACUCCGCAAACGGGAAACACGCUGGCACUCCCUCGUCCUCGUCCUCUUCGGCCAGGAGGAAGGAUGGUGCCUCGUCUCCACGUCGACGGGAAGCUCUGAAGCGCUUCGUGUCGCUCGUGAAGCGCAAGGGGGGAAGCAAGCGAGGCCACAGGCCCUACGCAAGCGGCUUCAAGCUGCUGCACGUUGACGUGUUCCAGGUUCCGCCCGGCAAUCAUUUGCACCGUGUGGACCACAUCGUCGGCAGGGCGGGGGGGCGGGCACAGGCCCGUGUGAAAGACCUCACCUCUCAGCCCGGCGGGUUCAAGUUCCUCUUCGUGGUUAACCUGCAGCUGCCGCGGUCCUUCACAAAGAACACUUCCGCGGCCUCCGUGGUCUUAUACUGGGGCGUGCCGGCGGAAUGCCUGGGAGGCGCGGGCGCAAGCCCUUUGGACUUCUCCCGUUGCACCCCACCCCCGCAGCCGCCGAGGUCUCCCCGAAGAUCGGCAUCCCUGGCGUCGCAGGGAGCCGCGACACCAAUAUCGCCGUCGCCGCCGUCGUCUCCGCCGCUUCCCCCGGCCGCCUUCGAGCGAGAUCUCCUCAUGCGCUACAUCGACCUCCCAUUCCACCGCAUGGGCUCCAACGGCUCGGGUUUCGUCUCGCAUGAGCAGGCGGCGGUGGCCGGGGGGGAAAGAGCGCGCGGCGUCCCCGGGUUCUCGGCGGACGACGAGGACGAGAGCGAGAGCGGAGUGUUCCCCGACAAGGACUUCCGGAACAUGAGCCUGAAGGUCGUGACCUCUGUAGUCGAGGGCCGCUGGACGGUGCGAAAAGCGGUCGACGACGGGAACGCUCAGGUGCUAUCGCGGAAGCUUAACCAGCGGUACUUCCGAGGCAGCCUGUACAUGGAGACGGACGUUGAGGUCGGCUCGUCCGUCGCUGCGGAGAGCGUGGUGGGUGUCUGUCUGACGGAGCCGUGCGUGCUGGAUGUGGGCUUCUUCCUCGAGGGCGGCCACCGGGUCCUGGGCUGCGUCCGCGUCAGCGACCUCAGGCUUAAGGUCGCCGAGCCCCUCCUUGCCCCCGACUCCGUCGCGACCCCGCCCCCGCCUCCCGUCCGAGAGUUCCAGGACACGUGGGAGGACAACGGCGAGUCCCACGGGUUCAGGGUGAGGGGCCCCGGGUACCUGUCCGGGGGGGGGAAGGUGGCCGCCGGGACCCCCUUCGGCAAGCUUGUUCGUGCGGAUCUUUACAAGAUGGAGGCAGGGAUAGACCGCAUGGACAACAUCGGCUCGGUCGGUCGGUCUGCCAAGGUUGUCCGGCGCCUCGCCAAGAAGGGACAGUUCUUGGUCAUUGUCAACUUGCAGGUGCCAGGAAACCCGCCGCUGAGCAUGGUCCUCUACUACGCCGUGCCGGUGCCGCCGGGAGGCGUGCCCGAGGAAGGAGCGGGUGGGAAGACGACCGCAUUCCUGGACCUGUUUCGGCGUUUCGUCGAUCUCGGCCCCAAGCACAACUCGGACGAGGGAGACGGCAGCGUUUCCGAGUACGACGAGGAGGGGGAGGGGAUCGGAGAUGCCGGGGGCGGAGGACGCCUGCCCGGGGACGAUCUGCGGAACAUGAGGUUCAAGCUCUUUCCGGCGAUCCUGGAGGGACCGUGGAUCGUGCGCAAGGCGGUUGGCAGCAAGCCGACGCUCAUCGCGCAGAAGCUCACGUGUCGGUAUUUCAGGACGCGGUCCUACUUCGAGGUCGACAUCGACAUUGGCAGCUCUGUCGUCGCCUACAACACCGUCUCCCUGGCCAUCGGGUACGCGAAAAGCCUCUGCGUUGACAUGGGUUUCUGUAUCCAGGGGGAAACUGACGAUGAGUUUCCUGAGGUACUGUUGGGCGUGGUUCGCUUGAAAAAGAUGGACGUCCUACUUGCGGACAACCUUGGCGCCAACGAGGACCCUGAGGACGAUGAUUCCUCGGAGGACGAGGAGGAGGACGAAGAGGACGAAUUCGACCAACAAUUAAACCCCCUCGGCGGUACAGGCGAAGGCGAAGACGACCAGCAGGGGGGGCAGAAGGAGGCGAUACCCGUGGAGGGUUCGGCGGUGGCAGAGCAGCAGCACCAGGCGGGGGCAACAGAAGCGCCACCACCGGCUAGGCGGAGGAGCAGCGGCACAGCAAUGGACGCGGCGGUUUUCGUGGUGCCACCAGGAGGCGGAGCACAGGGGGGCGAUCCAAUCACAUCUCCAGGACUAGAGGGCGUGUUCAUCGACUCCGGGCACAUGCAUGGCCUUCGUGUGCGAGGGUCGAGCUACCUCAGGGACCGCCGCAAGAUCUCCGCUGGACCGUCCUUCGGCACCCUGGUCCGCGCGGAUCUGUUUCGGGUGGACGGGGCAAAACACCAUCUGUUCCGGGUUGACCACAUCUGCGCUCACGGGCGGAUGAAGGACAGGGUGGCCUUUUUUCAGUCGGGGCCCAACCCGCCGUUUCUCUUCAUUGUGAACAUCCAGAUGCCCGGGGACCGGGCCCACAGCGUGGUGCUGUGCUGGGGGAUGCGUCUGAAGGAGGCGAUGGAAGCGGACAAAGCGGGCAGGCUUUCUCCAGAGGACAGCAACUUUCUCAGGCUUUUCACGAGGUACAUUUCCCUGGACUUGGAGGGAGGGCUUCCGCUCAACGACAUCCGAAACCGCCGACUGAAGCUGUUCCCGAAGGUAUUGGAAGGGCCGUGGGUCGUGCGGAAGGCCGUCGGCAAGCCGUGCGUCAUCGGGAAGAAGCUGACGGCGAGAUACUUCCGGAGGCCCGGAUACUUCGAGGUGGACAUCGACGUGGGGUCGAGCACCCUGGCUAGCAAUGCCACCCACCUCGCCGGCGGCUACGCCAAGAACCUCGUGCUAGACCUGGCCUUCGCCCUUCAGGGGGAAUCCGAAGACGAGCUGCCUGAGAGACUAAUCGGGAGCGCGCGGAUCGUGAGACCUGACCUGGGUAGAGCGGAGCCUCUGGACUGGUAGAGAUAGCGAGGGAGCGCACCGCCAUGAGUCGACGCAGAAGGGGGCACGCUGCUCUUCCACUGUUUAUAGACUGUUCACGCGUAGUGUUUCUGGUGGAGUAUAUUGUUCAGGGGCAUUUUGUCGGCGGUGGCGAUCGUUGGUCAAUCACCUCGCAGACCGAAGUAUUGAGUGUUUCUGGAGAGAAGAGUAGAGUGGCCGUAGACGAAGAUACCGGCGGUUUUGUUGUGUACCGGGAAGAGGAUUUAGUAAUUUGUGACAAUGUCACCGGGGACCCUUGAUCAUGAAAACGAUGGUCGACUCAUCCACUCCCGCGUUCUGUAAGAGAGAACACGUGGGGCUGGAGUACGGUCACGCGGAAGGGCGUGUUGGGAAGUUAUGGGAGUGCGUGGCCAGAACGUAGGGUAGCAUUGGCGGACCCACACGGGUGACCACCACGAAAAAUGGUGUCUUGGUGGCCUGUCUGUCCGUCCGUCAAUAACUUUCGAAUAAGCCUUCAGGGGAAACGGAUCGAAAAUACAUUGUUUUUGUGGACAUCUUGUUCUCAGUGCAGUCGGGGUGCGGGCAAGUUAUUGGGUGUCUGACUAUCCCAACCUUAUCGCGUGUUGUGUCCUGGUCGUGGUUCCCCGUUUGCGUGCUUGUGAUAAAGAGAAGAGACAGUGUUUGUGCAAGGUUGGCAGUUGAGGUGCUGGGAAUCACCCGUCCGCCGCCAAUAAACCGGGGUGAUUCGCAAGCAUUUCUGAGCAAUAAACAAUAAUUGGUGAAUGUGCU
Molecule: messenger RNA, 6357 nt
Organism: Ectocarpus siliculosus
Lineage: Eukaryota; Phaeophyceae; Ectocarpales; Ectocarpaceae
Source: the annotation of a GenBank genome assembly